Molecule: messenger RNA, 4154 nt
Organism: Nymphalis io (European peacock)
Lineage: Eukaryota; Metazoa; Arthropoda; Insecta; Lepidoptera; Nymphalidae
Gene: dlp
Product: glypican-4
Exons: 11
Coding region: 167-2515 (782 amino acids)
Biological process (GO): regulation of signal transduction; cell migration; regulation of protein localization to membrane
Cellular component (GO): plasma membrane; extracellular region; synapse
Source: RefSeq, a predicted model, not a curated record
CUGCGAUCGUCAUGGAUCGCAGUUGAAUCAUCGUGUGCCGUUUAUAUGGCGUAUAAACUGUCCAAAGUUUCAAUUAGUAAUAUUUUAAUUUCACUUUUAUUUAUAAAAAGUCUAGUGGAUUAAGUUAACCUUUUUUAACAUUUAAUUUUAUAACUUUAUCGCGAACAUGGCUGUGAACGUGUGUUUUUGUGUAAAACUGUCGCCUAACAAAAAAUCGAUUUUUGGAUUGAGAAUGAAGAGCCAAAUAUUGUAUUUGGUAUUGUUUACCGGUUUCUUGGCGGCUACUUCAGCUGCUGACACAGAAGUAUCUUGUGCAAAUGUGAAAAGUAUAUUUGAAAAGAAAGGAAUGUUGUCAAUGAUUGAUAUACAAGAACAACCGAAUUCAGAUGCCGGUGAGCUGUGUCUCAACAAGGGUUGUUGCGGCGCGGGAGCACGCUCACGUCUCACGCAACAAGCCCGCUCGCAGCUCGAAAGUGCUCUUCGAAGCGAACUGAGCAAAUUGGCUGACAUUUUAUCCAAUAGAGCCAAGCGUUUUGACGAGUUCUUCAGAAAACUCCUGCAGCUCUCACGGGAAGAGUUCCACGCCAUGUUCAAACGAACCUACGGCAUGAUUUACGAACAGCACACGUAUGUCUUCGAGCAAUUAUUCGAGCAAUUGGAAAGGUAUUACACCCGAGGCGAUAACGACUUCGACGAAAUGAUGGAUGGUUUCUUCGGAAUUCUCUACCAGAAGAUGUUCACCGUGCUCAACUCACAAUACAGCUUCGACGAGAAGUAUUUGAAAUGUGUGAACGAACACAUGCGAGACAUCCAACCAUUUGAGGACGUGCCGUCGAAACUGUCUGUACAGCUUCGACGCGCUUUCGUAGCCACUCGCACUUUCCACAAAGCACUGCGAGCUGGUGCGGACGUCGUCAGGAGCAUGAUGCAGGUCGGAGUCACUCAAGAAUGCGUGACAGCCUGGGCCAGACUGCGGUACUGCGGUACCUGUUCAGGACAGCAGCAACCCGCGUGCAGUCGUUACUGCCACAACGUUAUAAAGGGCUGCCUACCUACUCAUGCGGAUCUGGGCGAGCAAUGGGACGCUUAUGUUGAUGCAGUAGAAAAGGUCGCCGACCGUCUACUAGGACCAUUCAACAUAGCGAUGGUAGUAGAACCUAUCGAUAUUAAAAUAUCCGAAGCUAUUAUGAGCUUCCAGGAGCGCAACCAGGAGAUCUCACAGAAAAUCUUCUCUGGUUGUGGGAAACCGGUGUUGGGCGGAGGUGUCAGUACGGGUCCAUUCUUCGCCCCGGAUCGGAGUCGGCGUUUCGCCCGAUCUGUCAUUCCAGACUUCGAUUGGAACCACAAAUCCAAUGAUGUCGACGAUUUCGAAAUCGAAGCAUCAUUUGAGAGUCUUGUAAACGAUGACCCGUCUCUAAUAAGCCUUCGGAGCCCCGAGGGUAUUCGAAAAGCGACGGAGGAACUGGCCGAGCAGUCCAAAUCGAGGGAACGUUUCCUCCAGUACAUGAAAGGACAAAUUAAAUUAGAAGACUAUGAAGAAAAUGAGAGAGAAAAGAGGGACGCCGAUCCGGAACCCGCGCCCGGAGGCGCUGAGAUCGACUUUAAAUCGUAUGAAUUCGACGGCAAACGCGGUUCGAAGAAAAAGAAGCCGACAACUUCCAAACCUGAAGAUGGCCACGGCGCGGAGUCAGGCCCGGCAUUGGAGCGUCUGGUGCGUGAGACGCGCGCGCGCGUGCGAGCCUCGCGCCGCUAUUGGCUGCACCUGCCGGCCGUGCUGUGCGCCAGCACCAGCGUCACCAGCGCGCCUUGCUUUAACGGCUCGCAUGUCGCCAGCUACUCGUCGAUCGCGGCGGGCGACGGCAGCGCGGCGCUGGCGUCCAACCCGGAGGUGCGCGCCGCGCCGGCGCCCGGCCCCGCGCCGCCCGCCGACUCGCUGCGCGCCUUCACGGCGCGCCUCAAGGACGCCUACAACGGCGUCGAGGUGCAGUGGAAGGACUCUGCUGAAGAUCUUCAAUCGGCUGCAGCGUCAGUUAACGAGUUUGUGGAUAACGGCGGUUCGGGGUCAGGGUCGGGAGACGACACGAAUGACACCGAGGACCUCGGUGAUGACGACGAAAGGGAUUAUCCUGAAGGUUCCGGAGACAGCAGGCCAGGGCUGGACACGACAGAAACUGAUAUAGAUAACCGGCCAGCGGAAAUACCGAAUAUACCCAGCAUUGUCGACAUUCCUGGAACCAAUAAUGGCCAAGUGCGCGGUCGGGUGGAUGAGCCGCCGGUGACGAACACCGAUACUGCGGAUCGGGAAUUCGUCCCACCCAGAUCAUACCCAACCCCAGACGAAGUACCGUCAGGACCAGACCAGACCGGGGUCGAUGUUCCCUCCGGAUCGGACCAGGCUCGAGAAGAACCGGUCGCCGGUUCCGCAGACCGGCCAUCGCUGCAGACGGCACUCUUCACCUACGCCCUCCCGGUCGUGUGCGCGUGGUUCGGAACCAUCGUCACCGAUAUCUUCUAAACGACGCCUCGGUGACGUCACGUCGCGCAGUUAACUUAUUGUAGCAUAGGUAAUGCACGUAAUACAAAUAUUUAUUUCAUUUCCGUCGAUCGACUGAGGUCGGUGCGCGGGACGUGACGUCGCCGUGUCGGUUUCGUUGCGCGGAAGCCAAGAGCUAGUCAGUGCGAGUGAAGGUGAGCCGAGCGAGUCAGCGAACGCUCCUGUGAUAUGGACUGAGCGACAAAGGUCGGUGACUCUCAACAAAUUGAAAAAUAAUACACGGUGAACGUGAAGUGUUAAUUUAUUUUCGUAAUCGAAAUAUUCCGUUGUCGAAGGAAUAAGUGGUCGACAAUAACAAUGGAUUUAAUUAUUUUUUUUUAUAUAUAUAAAUAUACAUUUUUUAUCCAAAUUAUAUGGCAAUUAUGAAAAAUUUAGAAAAAAAAAAAUACAACCAAAUCGUGUAUUUAUUAAUCUUGUAAAUAUAACUUGUAAAUUGUAUUCGAAUUAGAUAGCGAAUGUUUUUAUCAUUUCUAGUACGUUUGUAUGUUUGUAUGUAUGGUACUUUAGUCCAUCGCUCAGCGUCGUCGUCGAAAUUUUUUAAGAUAUUCUUCAUAAUAUGUAAUAAAUGUUUGUAAACUUGGAUAUGAAUUCUCUGUACAUAGUGACGCGAAGCGGUGUGCCGUUUUCGGAAUAUCGGAAGUAUUUUAAAUGUAAAUAUUAAUUAGAUGUAUAACUAAGCGUAAGUUAAGACUGAUUUGCUUUCGAUAUUUCUUUUAUUAUUUAAAGGUACAAUACAAUCGUAACGCAUACCAUUUUGACGAAUUAAAAAAAAACCGUAAACAUAAUGUCAUUGGUUUUUUUUUUGAUAGAACGAAAAAAAAAAUUAAGGCAGUAGCUGUAUUUUUUUUAAAUAUUUUUGUUAUGAUUGCAUUGUAUCUUUGUGUCAUAUCUUUACUCGGAAUAGAAUUAACCGACUGACGUAGAUAAUUUCGCUCUACUAAUAUUAUUACUUUUUUAUUUUAAUAACGCAAUGUUAUCGUUUUAUUUUUAUACGUUGGCUUCAGCUUUACUUCGCUAUAAACGUAUUUUAAUUUACAAUCCGUAACAAUAUCAGCGUAUUGCAAAUUAAAUUUUAGAUUUUUUCUAUUGUAAGAUGCCAGUGUAUAGUGUCCUUAAGAAUGUCAUGGCGCACUUUGUGUGAGAAAAGAGACGGCAACAGUUAAAUACUGUUUUGUAGACCUUCGAUAAUCCGACACAGGUCUUACGAGACGAUGUCGGAGUACUGAGUGUUACCAUCAAUUCCUCAUAGUCUGGAAAUAUUGUAUCAUCUAAAGUUCAAGAAAAUACGAUUGCACCAUGUGACAAUCCACGUAGCCAAGUUAAAAUUCCUACCAAACUGAUUCUGAUUUGCUUAUGCAGGCUUAUAGAGGUGUCGACUUAGACAUGAGUUGGAUUAUCAAAGGUUUACUGUAAAUUGAAUUGUACAGACUAAUAUCUCUGUCUCUAUUUCUUAGAUAUUCAAGUGUUGUAUCAUCUGUGCUAAGAUUUGGUAGUACAUAAGUAACUUUCUUACAUGCCAUAAUCUUAUUAUAAUCAAAACGCACAAUAAUAUUGAUAUAAUAAAUAAUAACUGUUUAUUAAAUAAAUCGCAAUAAUUUUU